AUGUCAAGCCUUAACUACACAACAGUGACUGAGUUCAUUCUCCUGGGACUGACUGACCGAGCAGACCUCCAGCCCGUGCUCUUUGUGGUGUUCUUAGUGAUCUACCUCGUCACGGUAACUGGCAACGUGAGCAUGAUUUUCUUAAUCAGAAGUGACUCGAAGCUUCACACACCAAUGUACUUCUUCCUUAGCCAUCUCUCCUUUGUAGAUCUCUGUUACGCCACCAAUGUUACACCACAGAUGCUUGUUAAUUUCUUGUCCAAGAGAAAAACCAUUUCCUUUAUUGGCUGUUUCAUUCAAUUCCACUUUUUUAUUGCUUUGGUCAUUACAGAUUACUAUAUGCUCACAGUAAUGGCUUAUGACCGCUACAUGGCCAUCUGCAAGCCCUUGUUAUACACUAGCAAGAUGUCCAGAGGUGUCUGCCUCUCUCUUGUGGCUGCUCCUUAUGUUUAUGGCUUUGCUAAUGGUUUGGCACAGACCAUCCUGAUGCUUCGUUUGUCCUUCUGUGGCCCCAAUGAGAUCAAUCAUUUCUAUUGUGCAGACCCACCUCUCAUGGUGCUUGCCUGCUCUGAUACCUAUGUCAAAGAAACUGCCAUGUUUGUGGUGGCUGGGUCCAACCUCACCUGCUCUCUGUCCAUCAUCCUCAUCUCCUACAUCUUCAUCUUCACAGCCAUUCUACGCAUCCGCUCUGCAGAAGGCAGGCGCAAGGCCUUCUCUACUUGUGGGUCCCACCUGGUGGCUGUCAUUGUUUUUUAUGGGACAUUGUUUUGCAUGUACUUGAGGCCUCCUUCUGAGACAUCUGUAGAACAGGGUAAAAUUGUGGCCGUUUUUUAUAUCUUUGUGAGUCCCAUGUUAAACCCUCUAAUCUACAGUCUGAGAAACAAGGAUGUUAAAAGAGCCAUAAGAAAAGUUGUCCUAAAAGAAUUGUUUAUUAAAUAA
Molecule: messenger RNA, 939 nt
Organism: Jaculus jaculus (lesser Egyptian jerboa)
Lineage: Eukaryota; Metazoa; Chordata; Mammalia; Rodentia; Dipodidae
Product: olfactory receptor 1030-like
Exons: 2
Coding region: 1-939 (312 amino acids)
Biological process (GO): sensory perception of smell; G protein-coupled receptor signaling pathway
Cellular component (GO): membrane
Molecular function (GO): G protein-coupled receptor activity; olfactory receptor activity; odorant binding
Source: RefSeq, a predicted model, not a curated record